GUUAUACCUGCCGGAUCUCAAAUUCUAAUCAUCAUAGGAGACCGCGGCGAAGAAGUAGCGAAACCAUCAUCUGGAAAGGAAAAGGAAUAAAGUCUGCGUCUCAGUGAUCGCCAUAAGAACACGGCCAUUGACGGAGAUUGUCGUCGCCUAAGUCAUCUGCCGACGGUUGAGAAGCGAGAGGGAAAGAGGCGCUUGAACGGAAUCAGUAAGGCCACCCUCUCCUCGUUCCCCUUCUGUAGCGUGAAGAGAGAAAGAAAGCGGCAAACUAAUCUUUCUUACCCAGUUUCUUUCUCGAACCGACAAAGCGAACCCUAGGAAGUUCGUUGUGGUCUCUACUGAAGGCCAAAGUUUUUUGAGUGUAACUAACUUAUUGCUCUGUGAAUCUGCAUCUUUCAUGGCAUUCCCAACAGAGGCUGGUUUGCAGCUACUACUUUAUCCUCUCAAUUCCAACAUUGUUGUCAGAACAGCAUGCUGCUCUGUAGGGAUUGCUUUGCCUGUUUAUUCGACAUUCAAGGCAAUUGAGAGGAAAGAUCGAGAUGAGCAAAAGAAAUUGCUUGUUUACUGGGCAGCUUUCGGAGCUUUCAGUGUUGCAGAGGCAUUUACUGAUAAGAUCCUUUCUUGGGUUCCGAUGUACUAUCAUGUGAAGUUUGCCUUUCUCGUCUGGCUGCAGCUUCCAUCUUUCAACGGAGCUGGGCAACUUUAUUCAAACCAUCUGCGUCCUUUCCUACUCAGGCAUCAAGAUAGGCUUGAUCACCUUACCGAGGUGGUUAAUGGCAUGAUGAAAAAUAAUUUCGAGAUUCAUCUGAUUACUUACCCCUUUCAUCGAUUUUGUUGCAAGGCUAAAUUCAUUAUUGCCCAUGAGGGAGAGUUCCAGCUUGCAAAGCUGAUUUUCUUGAAGACUCUUGCAUCAGUCCGACAAACCAUUCAUCCAGCAGAUAGCCCGGCAAAUGGUGCUUUUCAAGGUCAGAGCAGACAAAUUAAAGAUUCGCAAUCACUUGAAGAUGAAGAAGAAGAAGAGGAUGAUGAUGUGUGAUGCUUUUUUUCUUAAACUUGACUGUGCAAAAUAGGAACGUUUCAGAAGAACUGGUAACUUUUAGGGUCUAUUUUCUAUAUUUAAAUUUCCAUUAUGUUUAUUUUAAAUUAUAUGCUAUUACUAGCUUGCCUGCUUCCUGAAAGAAGAGGCUGGUGCUGUACAUUGUACAAUGCUGUUCUAGUCUGCCUGGCGUUUUGUAUAGAAGCUGAACAUAUUAGAAAUAAUGGAAAAAAUUACAGUCUCCAUUUCUUCAUCCUCUCAUUUGUUAAGAUGGAUUAACAUUUCAAUGUGUAAAAGUUCUCAAUUUAUAAUGAGUGUUUAUGGAACAAUAAUACGGUUGAACUGCUC
Molecule: messenger RNA, 1381 nt
Organism: Linum tenue
Lineage: Eukaryota; Viridiplantae; Streptophyta; Magnoliopsida; Malpighiales; Linaceae
Source: the annotation of a GenBank genome assembly